Coregonus sp. 'balchen' is the source of this 8582-nucleotide messenger RNA. NCBI's taxonomy places the organism in Eukaryota, Metazoa, Chordata, Actinopteri, Salmoniformes, Salmonidae. The record is from the annotation of a GenBank genome assembly.
CAGCUCACACAUCGAGCUUCCCUCCAGUGCGUCAGAUUUGACAGCAGAAGCUACGCAGCCAAGUUUAUUGGAAGUUUUUGCACAGCCAGCGAACACCUACAACUCAAUCUGUGGUGUGAAUUUGAGAGGUUUCGAUCAAGAUGGUUUUGCUGACAAUGAUCGCUCGGGUAGCAGAUGGACUGCCGCUUGCUGCAUCGAUGCAAGAAGACGAGCAGGUUUGAAUGAACAAAAUGUGUUUCCUAGUUAACGUUAGCCCUCGAUCAUGACUCAGUGUCAGUAUACUACACGUAAGUCAUUGGACGAAGGCGUCUUCUGUAUGGGGGUGUUUUUUUAAGAGCCCGGUCGCUCAAUCUGAACAUUAACACACGUCGUUUGCGGAACGGUUUUGGAAGCAUAAGGACCUUGUCUUUCAUAUCAGCUAGAAAUAAUAAUAAUAAUAAUAAUAAUAAAAGGUUAAAUUGAUACACACCUUGAUAGGGUUAGUGUUCCCACAUGUCCAUGGUACAGCACUUGUUUACUGAAAACAUACUGAAUUAGAUAACUAGCUAAUUAAAGUUAGCUAGUUAUCUAGCAUGCUCUGAACACCUGUGUGUAAGUGUGACUCGGGACGUGUAGUGGAAGUGUAGGAAGCUGUAUGGAUCUCUACUAAACUGCUACAGUAAGUGUAUCUUUUUAUUUGAAUGAUUCUUUGUUGCUGAUGAAAGAUAAGGGCCAUAUGUUUCGAAAGCAAUAUUGCAAGCAAUGAUUAUUGACGUUUCUAAACGUUAAAACACAGUGUUGGGAUUGUAGUUAACCUGAACCAGUCGUCGGUGAAGCUAAUGGCUGAGAACUGUAGUGAGAAGGCAGAAUGCUACCUAGAGUUUGAGAGCUAUACUAUACAGUUUAUUUGGAAAGUAUUCAGACCCCUUCAGUUUUUCAAAAUGUUGUUACAUUACAGCCUUAUUCUAAAAUGGAUCCCAAUUUUUUCCCCCCUCAAUCUACACACAAUACCCCAUAAUGAGGGCUCUCUGAGUUUGGUUUCAGGAAAAUAACCUCUCACUCAAUGUCAACAAAACAAAGGAGAUGAUCGUGGACUUCAGGAAACAGCAGAGGGAUUACCCCCCUAUCCACAUCGACGGGACAGCAGUGGAGAAGGUGGAAAGUUUUAAGUUCCUCGGCGUACAUAUCACUGACAACCUGAAAUGGUCCACCCACACAGACAGUGUGGUGAAGAAGGCGCAACAGCGUCUCUUCAACCUCAGGAGGCUGAAGAAAUUUGACCUGUCACCUAAAACCCUCACAAACUUUUACACAUGCACAAUUGAGAGCAUCUUGUCGGCUGUAUCACCGCCUGGUACGGCAACUGCACCGCCCACAACCGCAGGGCUCUCCAGAGGGUGGUGUUGGCUGCACAACGCAUCACCGGGGGCAAACUACCUGCCCUCCAGGACACUUCCAGCACCCGAUAUCACAGGAAGGCAAAAAAGAUAAUCAAGGACAACUACCACCCGAGCCACUGCCUGUUCACCUCGCUAUCAUCCAGAAGGCGAGGUCAGUACAGGUGCAUCAAAGCUGGGACCGAGAGACUGAAAAACAGUUUCUAUCUCAAGGCCAUCAGACUGUUAAACAGCCAUCACUAGCACAGAGAGGCUGCUGCCUACAUACAGACUUGAAAAUCACUGGCCACUUUUUAAUAAAUGGAACACUAGUCACUUUAAUAAUGCCACUUUAAAAAUGUUUACAUAUCUUGCAUUACCCAUUUCAUAUGUAUAUACUGUAUUCUAUACUAUCUAUUGCAUCUUAGACUAUGCCGCUCUGACGAUGACAUUGCUCAUCCAUAUAUUUAUAUAUUCUUAUUCCAUUCCUUUACUUAGAUUUGUGUGUAUUAGGUAUUUGUUGUGGAGCUGUUAGAUAUUACUUGCUAGAUAUUGCUGCACUGUCAGAACUAGAAGCACAAGCAUUUCACUACACUCGCAAUAACAUCCGCUAACCAUGUGUAUGUGAUCAAUAAAUGUGAUUUGAUUUUGACAAAGCAGAAUGUUUUUUUUAUUGCAAAUGUAUUAAAAUUAAAAAUCACUUAUUUACAUAAGUAUACCCUCAGAGCACAAACCAAGCCAUGAAGUCGACGUAAUUGUCCGUAGAGCUCCGAUACAGGAUUGUGUCGAGGCACAGAUCUGGGGAAGGGUACCAAAAAAUGUCUGCAGCAUUGAAGAUCCCCAAGAACAGUGGCCUCAUCAUUCUUAAAUGGAAGAAGUUUGGAACCACCAAGACUCUUCCUGGAGCUGGUCGCCCGGCCAAACUGAGCAAUCGGGGGAGAAGGGCCUUGGUCAGGGAAGUGACCAAGAACCCAAUGGUCACUCUGACAGAGCUCCAGAGUUCCUCUGUGGCGAUGGGAGAACCUUCCAAAAGGAAACCAUCUCUGCAGCACUCCACCAAUCAGGCCUUUAUGGUAGAGUGGCCAGACGGAAGGAAGCCACUCCUCCGUUAAAGGCACAUGACAGCCCGCUUGGAGUUUGCCAAAAGGCACCUAAAGAACUCUCAGACCAUGAGAAACAAGAUUCUCUGGUCUGAUGAAAUGAUGAAACCAAGAUUGAACUCUUUGGCCUGAAUGCCAAGCAUCAUGUCCAGAGGAAACCAGGUACCGCUCAUCACCUGGCCAAUACCAUCCCUACGGUGAAGCAUGGUGGAGGCAGCAUCAUGCUGUGGGGAUGUUUUUCAGCGGCAGGGACUGGAACACCAGUCAGGAUCGAGGGAAAGAUGAACAGAGAAAAGUACAGAGAGAUCCUUGAUGAGAACCUGCUCCAGAGAGCUCAGGUCCUCAGACUGGGGCGAAGGUUCACCUUCCAACAGGACAACGACCCUAAGCACACAGCCAAGACAACACAGGAGUGGCAAUCAAUUUUAGAAUAAGGCUGUAAGGUAACGAAAAGGUGAAGGGGUCUGAAUACUUUCUGAAUGCACUGUACAUACACAAGUAUGUGGACACCCCUUCAAAUGAGUGGAUUCGGUUAUUUCAGACACAUCCGUUGCUGACAGGUGUAAAAUCGAGCACACAGCCAUGCAUUCUCCAUAGACAAACAUUGGCAGUAGAAUGGCCUUACUGAAGAGCUCCAUGACUUUCAACGUGGCACAGUCAUAGGAUGCCACAUUUCCAACAAGUCAGUUAGUGAAAUUUCUGCCCUGCUAGAGCUGCCCCGGUCAAUUGUAAGUGCUGUUAUUGUGAAGUGGAAAUGUCUAGGAGCGACAACGGCUCAGCCACGAAGUGGUAAGCCACACAAGCUCACAGAACGGGACCGGUGAGUGCUGAAGCUCGUAGCGCAUACAAACCAUCUGUCGUCGUUUGCAACACUCUCUACAGAGUUCCAAUCUGCCUCUGGAAGCAACGUCAGUACAAGAACUGUUCGUCGGGAACUUCAUAAAAUGGGUUUCCAUGGCCGAGCAGCCGCACACAAGCCUAAGAUCACAAUACGCAAUGCCAAGCGUCGGCUGGAGUGGUGUAAAGCUCGCCACCAUUGGACUCUGGAGCAGGGGGAAACGCAUUCUCUGGAGUGAUGAUUCAUGCUUCACCAUCUGGCAGUCCGACAGGACGAAUCUGGUUUUGGUGGAUGCCAGGAGAACACUACCUGCCCCAAUGCAUAGCGCCAACUGUAAAGUUUGGAGGAGGAAUAAUGGUCUGGGGCUGUUUUUCAUGGUUCGGGCUAGGCCCCUUAGUUCCAGUGAAGGGAAAUCUUAAUGCUACAGCAUAAAAUGACAUUCUAGACAAUUCUGUGCUCCCAAUUUUGUGUCAACAGUUUGGGGAAGGCCUUUUCCUGUUUCAGCAUGACAAUGCCCCCAUGCACAAAGCGAGGUCCAUACAGAAAUGGUUUGUCUAUCGGUGCGGAAGAACUUCACUGGCCUGUACAGAGCCCUGACCUCAACCCCAUCUAACACCUUUGGGAUGAAUUGGAACGCCGACUGCGAGAUAGGCCUAUUCGCCCAACAUCAGUGCCCGACCUCACUAAUGCUCUUGUGGCUGAAUGGAAGCAAGUCCCCGCAGCAAUGUUCCAACAUCUAGUGGAAACCCUUCCCAGAAGAGUGGCGGCUGUUAUAGCAGCAAAGGGGGGAACAACUCCAUAUUAAUGCCCAUGAUUUUGGAAUGAGGUGUUCGACAAGCAGGUGUCCACAUACUUUUGGUCAUGUGGUGUAUUUUAGUAGGCUAUACGUAAAGAUCAGAUUAAAUUGAGAAUAGUCUGAGAAUAUUAUCAAGUUGUUGUCAAAUUGUGAAUUAGAGACCUGAAGUGUGUGCAGAUGUUCGACGAGCAGGUGUCCACAUACCUUUGGUCAUGUAGCAUACUUCCUAGCUAACUAACUUAAUCAUGUUUGUCAAGUUAGCAAGGCUGUUACAUCAUUCUGCUGAAUACUACUAGCUAACAUUUAUAUUUACCAUUUGCAUUCUAUCAGAUAAAGUGUUACUGUUUGUUAUAACUGCAAAAAUGUGUGAUUUUUAUACCCUUUUUAUCUCGGCUAUGUUUAGUCAGGAAGAGACUUGCAACACUACCAGAGCCAGGCUAAGCAGCUGUGUCGUAAACUCAAUGCCCAGAGCCCCAACAGAUGUACCCUGGAGGCUGGGGUCAUGUCCUUCCAGUAAGUAUUGUUAGAAGUGGAUUUUCUUAAUAUAUUACGUUUUGUAUAUCUUUUACAUUGAUCUGAAAUAAUAUCAGUCCCUACUGCAUCCAGAGUGAUAUUGUUGCGGAAGGUUACUACACUGAUCAAAAAAUAUAAACGCAACAUGUAAAGUGUUGGUUUCAUGAGCUGAAAUAAAAAAAUCCCGCACAAAAAGCUUAUUUUUCUCAAAUUUUGUGCACAAAUUUGUUUACAUCCCAGUUAGUGAUCAUUUCUCCUUCGCCAAGAUAAUCCAUCCACCUGACAGGUGUGGCAUAUGAAGAAGCUGAUUAAACAGCAUGAUCAUUAUACAGUGUGCUGGGGACAAUAAAAGGCCACUUGAAAAUGUGCAGUUUUGUCACACAACACAAUGCCACAGAUGUCUCAAGUUUUGAGGGUGCGUGCAAUUGGCAUGCUGACUGCAGGAAUGUCCACCAGAGCUGUUGCCAGAUAAUUGAAUGUUCAUUUCUCUACCAUAAACUGCCUCUAACGUUGUUUUGGAGAAUUUGGCAGUACGUCCAACCGGCUUCACAACCGCAGACCACGCACGCGUAACCACGCCAGCCCAGGACCUCCUCCACAUCCGGCUUCUUCACCUGCGGGAUCGUCUGAGGGGGGUUGCUGAGGAGUAUUUCUGUCUGUAAUAAAGCCCUUUUGUUGAGAAAAAUAUAUUCUGAUUGGCUGGACCUGGCUCCCCAGUGGAUGGGCCUGGCUGCCAAGUGGGUGGGCCUAUGCCCUCCCAGGCACACCCAUGGCUGUGCCCCUGCCCAGUCAUGUGAAAUCCAUAGAUUAGGGCCUAAUGAAUUUAUUUCAAUUGACUGAUUUCCUUAUAUGAGCUGUAACUCCAGUAAAAUCUUUGAAAUGGUUGUUUAUAUUUUUGUUCAGUAUAAUAAGCUAAUGAAGAUGAAUUUCUCUUUCACACUCACAACCAAUUGUAUCAAGGUUGGAUGGACUAGACACACACACACACACUCUACAGGCUCACCUAGGCUGAACAUGCAAAAUGGUGCUUAUUAAUUGAGUAACUAUUGAUUGUAACCCAUGAUAACUAACCAACUAAUAACCGGGCUGAUGAGGCCUUAAGAACACAUCCUUGUUUAAACAUUAAUAACCAGCAUAAUACUAAAAACACUAACACUUAGUAACAAAGCAACACGUGUGCUGACAUUUUCCAGACAUGAUUAAUCUUCUAUGUACAAAUGUCAUUAAUAUUUUGCAAACGGCCUACCCACCGUUCUAUAUUUACCAAUCAAGUAGCGGUCUUGUGUGACAAUCAAAGGAGGAACUCUCUAGGACCUCCUCCUGAAUCUGUGUUUAUAAUACUGUCGUCAUCAUCAUUGUGUAUUUUUGUGGUGUUAAAGAAGUUAGGGAUGUUCCGAUUGUGACCUCGCCCUUCUUUUAGUAUGCACUCUGCAGUUUGUCUGCUGUGUCAUUCAGGGCCCAGAGUUUUUCGUUUGUAAACUAGGCAAGACUGGUAACGUGGUAAGGACUAACUCUGGAGACUUGCCCUUUUUACGAUAACUCCCUAGACUGUCACUGGACGGAUGAUGUGGGUCCGUGUGAAAAUCUCAAUCAAGCUUCACUUUAACUCUGUUACUUUCCACUAACAUACUAAUGUCUGUCUCCCCAGCUAUGUAAUAGAACCUGGCGUGUGCUACUUGUCUGUCUCCCCAGCUAUGUAAUAGAACAUGGCGUGUCCUACUUGUCUGUCUCCCCAGCUAUGUAAUAGAACAUGGCGUGUGCUACUUGUCUCCCCAGCUAUGUAAUAGAACCUGGUGUGUGCUACUUGUCUGUCUCCCCAGCUAUGUAAUAGAACAUGGCGUUUCCUACUUGUCUAUCUCCCCAGCUGUGUAAUAGAACCUGGUGUGUGCUACUUGUCUGUCUCCCCAGCUGUGUAAUAGAACAUGGCGUGUGCUACUUGUCUGACUCCCCAGCUAUGUAAUAGAACCUGGUGUGUCCUACUUGUGUCUCCCCAGCUAUGUAAUAGAACAUGGCGUGUCCUACUUGUCUGUCUCCCCAGCUAUGUAAUAGAACCUGGUGUGUCCUACUUGUGUCUCCCCAGCUAUGUAAUAGAACAUGGCGUGUCCUACUUGUCUGUCUCCCCAGCUAUGUAAUAGAACAUGGCGUGUCCUACUUGUCUGUCUCCCCAGCUAUGUAAUAGAACAUGGCGUGUCCUACUUGUCUGUCUCCCCAGCUAUGUAAUAGAACAUGGCGUGUCCUACUUGUCUGUCUCCCCAGCUAUGUAAUAGAACAUGGCGUGUCCUACUUGUCUGUCUCCCCAGCUAUGUAAUAGAACAUGGCGUGUACUACUUGUCUGUCUCCCCAGCUAUGUAGUAGAACAUGGUGUGUCCUACUUGUCUGUCUCCCCAGCUAUGUAAUAGAACAGGGCGUGUCCUACUUGUCUGUUUCCCCAGCUAUGUAAUAGAACAUGGCAUGUGCUAUUUGUCUGUCUCCCCAGCUAUGUAAUAGAACAUGGCGUGUGCUACUUGGCCUUGUGUGAAGCUGUGUUUCCCAAGAAGCUGGUCUUUGGGUACCUGGAAGACCUCCAGACAGAAUUCCAUGAGCAGCAUGGAAAGAAAGUUCCCACAGUCUCCAGGCCGUACUCUUUCAUUGAGUUUGGUGAGAGGUUUUCUUUUUUCACCCAUAAUCGUCCCAUUAAGACAUCCCAGGCAAACAAAAAUAAUUUGAGAAGCAAGGGGUGCAUCAUAAUUCCUUUCCUUAAUCCACACUGAUGUAAAUACCAACAACUAACAGUUAAAGUCUGGCAAAAGCAAAUUCCUCGCUAUAUUGCGUUCCCCCAUCCCAUGUUUUUCAAUGUGCCGUUGAGCAAGGUAACUAACCCUAAUUGCUCCUGUAAAUUGCUCUGGAUAAGAGCGUCUGCUAAAUGACUUAAUGGAAUUGAGAUGCACCAUAAACCAACACUUAGUGUGUAAUUACAUGUCAUCCUUCCCUCUGUCCUCAGACACGUACAUCCAGAAGACAAAAAAAAACUACAUUGACAGCAGGGCACGGAGGAACCUGGGCAGCAUCAACACAGAACUGCAGGACGUCCAGCGGAUCAUGGUGGCAAACAUUGAAGAGGUCCUGCAACGAGGAGAGGCCCUAUCGGGUAAUUAUAAUAAUCAUACCUCGUACAGUACACAGCCCUGGCAUCAGACCUGCCAUACAGACAUAAAAUACACAUAAAUAAUUUAAAAGGGAUAGUUCACCCCAAAAUCAAAGUUUGUCAGAUGAUUUCAUACAUAACGUUAUCUAAAAUGGAGCUGGGUCCAUAUUCCGUGACAUCAGUUGAACCACAAUAUAUAUUAAAGGGCAACCACCACAUUUAUACAUCAGUUAUCUCCAGCACAAUAACAGUUUCAGCAUGUGAAAAGUGCACAUUUCUAAGUUUUGUAGAAAAAAUGUUUAGUUAAAGUUCUACCCGAUGACAUCAUCAGAAGUUAAAACAGUGAUUUUCCAAACACUGAGAUUCGCAGUUACGUGGUGAGCAAGAAAAUACGCUACCUUGUAUUUGAAACUUGUUGCACAUUUAGAAAAUCAGUUAUUUACUUUUAAUCCUACUCUGAUGUCACAGAGAAGCAUUUUUUUUAGGACCUUAUCUUUUUAACCACAUAAUAGAACCGUGCUGUUUUCACACAUGUAUACACAGGUUUUGAGCAGGAGAUGGUGGUUGAAAAGUAGCAGAAUUGCCCUUUUUCCAUCUUUCCCAUUAAUUUACGAUUGAAGCAUGCAUACAUACACGGUUAGAUAUAAUGCAGCUAUUGGUUACAUUACGGUCCUAAAUAUUCAUCUCUCAUUUUUUCCCUCCAGCUCUCGACACCAAAGCCAGCAAUCUGUCCAGCCUUUCAAAGAAGUACCGCAGCGAUGCCAAGUACCUCAACACCCGAUCCACCUAUGCCAAGAUAGCAGCUGGGGCAGUCUUCUUCAUUACACUUAUCGUCUAUGUGCGUUUCUGGUGGAUC